Messenger RNA from Aureobasidium pullulans EXF-150, 369 nucleotides. RefSeq lists its product as uncharacterized. NCBI's taxonomy places the organism in Eukaryota, Fungi, Ascomycota, Dothideomycetes, Dothideales, Saccotheciaceae. The record is from RefSeq and is a predicted model, not a curated record. The transcript has a single exon. Bases 99 to 284 code for a protein of 61 amino acids.
ACGACGUUUCUCAGGCCUCCCAUAUACCUACCACACGAGAACACUAACCACCAUCCUUCGGCAUUCCCAUACGGAAGCAAGAAUUUGGCAUCAAGGGUAUGUGUGUGGCAUCCUCUCGCAUCAAAGAUCCCGCUAACCAGGUUUUACUCAGCUGUUCAGUCAGUGCUUGUAUGCAUACUGCAAUACCUCCUGCGCAAACGUUUUGCCCAUGCAUACCACGAACGCUUCACAUCGAUCUCGGAUAUUGUCCAAGAGAUCUGUGGUUUCCCGAGGAUUUGGUUUGAGUGUCUAGUCAGUGCUGUAUGCAUAAUGCUUUAGCCGGGGGUUUCUAGAUCUUUGCUGCUGCUAUUUUGGAGCGUGGUGCAAUGG